Molecule: messenger RNA, 1337 nt
Organism: Mangifera indica (mango)
Lineage: Eukaryota; Viridiplantae; Streptophyta; Magnoliopsida; Sapindales; Anacardiaceae
Product: 3-oxo-Delta(4,5)-steroid 5-beta-reductase-like
Exons: 2
Coding region: 113-1282 (389 amino acids)
Source: RefSeq, a predicted model, not a curated record
UUGUCCUUUUAAGUUGUAUAAAAACCAUUACAUGCUUGAACCGUGUCAACCGUAAUCGAUCUUCCAAAAAGAUUUACCAUUCGGCCAUCUGUUCUAUCAUCGGAUCAACAUCAUGAGCUGGUGGUGGGCGGGUGCUAUUGGCGCUGCUAAGAAGAAAUUCGAUGAAGACGAACCACCACGAACCUUCCAGAGCGUCGGCCUCAUUGUAGGCGUCACCGGAAUUGUCGGCAACAGUCUUGCUGAGAUCUUGCCACUAUCUGAUACGCCUGGUGGUCCAUGGAAGGUCUACGGAGUAGCCCGACGGCCCAGGCCCAACUGGAACGCUGAUCACGCUGUCGAAUAUAUUCAAUGCAACAUAUCCGACCCGGAAGAGACCCGAGCCAAGCUUUCACAGCUCACCGAUGUCACUCACAUCUUCUAUGUCUCGUGGACCAACCGAUCUUCUGAAGCCGAGAACUGUGCCGUCAACGGCUCCAUGUUCCGUAACGUUCUCGACGCUGUAAUCCCAAACGCUCCUAAUCUGCGCCACAUCUGUCUCCAAACCGGUACAAAACACUACGUGGGCCCUUUCGAGGCAAUUGGAAAGGUGGAGAUUCAUGAUCCACCUUUCACGGAGGAUCUGCCCAGGUUAGAUGUACCGAAUUUUUACUAUACUCAGGAAGAUAUAUUGUUUGAAGCAGUAGAAAAAAAGGAGGAAUUGACUUGGUCUGUUCACCGGCCUGAUGUAAUAUUUGGAUUUUCCCCUUAUAGCUUGAUGAAUAUAAUAGGCAGUCUAUGUGUAUACGCAGCCAUAUGUAAACACGAAGGGGUUCCAUUAAAAUUCCCUGGGACUAAAGCAGCAUGGGAGUGUUACUCGGUUGCCUCGGAUGCGGAUCUAAUUGCAGAGCAGCAAAUUUGGGCUGCAGUGGAUCCAUAUGCAAGAAACGAAGCGUUUAAUUGUAACAACGGAGAUUUGUUUAAGUGGAAGCAUUUUUGGAAGGUGUUGGCGGAGCAGUUUGGAAUAGAGGAAUAUGGUUUUGAAGAGGGCGAGAGAGUGAAGCUGGAGGAAAUCAUGAAAGGCAAAGAAGGUGUUUGGGAGGAGAUAGUGAAGGAAAAUCAAUUGCAGGAGACAAAGUUGGAUGAGGUCGGUAGCUGGUGGUUUGUGGAUCUUGUGCUAAGUGGGGAGGCUAAGUGGGCUUCCAUGAAUAAGAGCAAAGAGCAUGGUUUCUUGGGUUUCAGGAAUUCUAAGAAUUCCUUCAUCACUUGGAUUGAUAAGGUCAAGGGCUACAAGAUUGUUCCUUAACUGUGCUGUGAUGUGUUAGAAGUGGUAACGAAAUGGAGCUUUUUUUUUUUUUUUU